AUGGCUUAUGCAAAAGGAAUAACAUUGCAUUCAUUAUCAGAAAAUAAUUUAAGUUUAGAAAAUAUUACAGAAAAUACUUUACGAGAAAGACAAAAAAAAAAAUUUCUACAAAAGUACGAGAGUAACAGAGAAGAUAUUCUGAGAAAAAUAAAAAAUAGUUUAAGAGAAAAGGAACCAAUUAUACCAACUAGAGAUAAACUUCAUCAAGUGUUGGCGCAAGAUAAACCUGGAGUCAUUUCCGCGCAUACAAAUGAUAAUUCAUUUUAUGAACAAGUUAAUGCGUUAUUCGAAACAUACAGGUAA
This is a messenger RNA of Plasmodium malariae, 303 nucleotides long. Its product is annotated as Plasmodium exported portein, unknown function. The record is from RefSeq and is a predicted model, not a curated record. Bases 1 to 303 code for a protein of 100 amino acids. The transcript is spliced from 2 exons. Lineage: Eukaryota; Apicomplexa; Aconoidasida; Haemosporida; Plasmodiidae.